UUCUACUUUUAAUAUCCAAAUAUCCCGUUAUUCUACAACACGGUUAUUUCUUGUUCCCGUAAUUAAUUAAGACGCUGACGAGUUUCUCGGUUACUUAUCCGGUAGAAAUUAGGACACUCCGGGGGUUUCUGUUUCCGGGUUACUUCGUAUUCCGCUUCAAAUUAGGCAAUACACACAUUGUAUUGAACAGUAAAAAUUCUUUAAGAAAAUUCACAAGUUGUAAUUGUUUUUGUUUUUGGUUGAUUUCAAGAAUUUUUAAGAGAAAGAAGACAUGGGUGGAUGUUUAUCAGAUGUAAGAGGGGGACAACAAGCAGUGGGUGGUACCGAAACAGCAGGCCCUACUUCUUCUACAGCGACGACGACUAACGAUGCAAUUGACUAUUUUUAUACAUCCCAUGGCUGCCAAGGACUCUUUACUCAACUCCAGCUAUCGUUGUCUGCCAAGCACUUAAUUGACAUGGAUCUGUUUUCAAAGAGUGACCCCAUGGCCAUAGUGUAUGCAAAGAGAAGUGAUGGAAUGCUUGAGGAAAUUGGCCGUACAGAAGUAAUAAUGAAUUCACUGGAUCCUGUUUGGAUAACAAAGGUUUCCACUGUUUAUCAGUUUGAGAUUGUUCAGACAUUGGUGUUCCGUGUGUUUGACAUCGACACCAAAUACCAUAAAAUGCCUAUCAAGACGUUGAAAUUGGAUGAGCAAGACUUCCUAGGAGAGGCUACUUGUGCUCUGUCGGAGAUAGUUAAGAAACAGAACAAGAGUUUGACACUUAAACUUACAGUAAGAAAUAAGCAAGGGGUCAUGAGAAACCAAGGCACGCUUACUGUUUUUGCGGAGGAAACAAUUACUUCAAGGCAAGCUGUUGAGAUGGUAUUCCGCUGUUCCAAGUUGGAUAACAAGGAUCUAUUUUCUAAAAGUGACCCUUUCUUACGAAUAUCUAGAAUUGCUGAAGGUGUAAAUAUCGCGAUUUCUAAAACAGAAGUGGUGGAAAACAAUUUGAAUCCAACUUGGAGACCAGUGUGUUUGACAUCACAGCAAUUCGGGAGCAAGGACACUCCUUUAGUGAUGGAGUGUUUUGAUUUCAACAGCAGCGGGAACCAUGAACUAAUAGGAAAAAUUCAGAAAUCAGUCGACGAGCUUGAGAAACUUUACAUUGGAAAAGUUGGAGAAAAUUUACAUAUACAAUCUUCUAGGAAGGGCAAUGUAAAGAAGCUGAAAGGACAACUAUUUGUGGAUAAAUUUAUCCAGAAAACACAGUAUAGUUUUUUGGACUACAUUUCUAGUGGAUUCGAGCUUAACUUUAUGGUUGCCAUUGAUUUUACAGCGUCAAAUGGAGAUCCUCAUAGUCCAACGUCUUUGCAUUAUAUUGAUCCAUCAGGUCGAUUGAAUGCCUACCAGCAGGGUAUAUAUGAAGUUGGAGAGGUCAUACAGUUCUAUGAUUCUGAUAAGCGUUUUCCUGCAUGGGGUUUUGGUGGAAGGCCACCUAACGAUGUUGUAUCUCAUUGCUUUAACCUGAAUGGAAGCCGUGGUGAUCCUGAGGUUGAAGGAGUAGAUGCUAUCAUGUCUGCCUAUUCUAGUGCCUUACGGAACUUUAGUCUGCAUGGUCCUACUUUGUUCGGGAAUGUAAUAAACAGAGCUGCACAAAUUGCUGGCGAAUCCUUGCGUAACCAGACAAAGUACUUUGUCUUGCUCAUCAUCACAGAUGGUGUGGUUACUGAUCUUCAAGAAACCAUAGAUUCUUUGGUUAGAGCUUCAGAUUUACCCUUGUCAAUUCUUAUCAUCGGUGUGGGGGGCAACGACUUUAAAGAUAUGGAGAUACUGGAUGCUGACAACGGCAUCCGCUUACAAAGCAGCACUGGACAGUUAGCAACGCGCGAUAUUGUACAGUUUGUGCCUAUGCACGAAGUUCAGGGUAAUCAGCUGUCUGUUGUUCAAUCUCUUUUAGAAGAACUUCCUGGGCAAUUUUUGGCGUAUAUGCGAAGCAGGGAUAUUAAGCCGCUGAACGUCAAUGAAGCCAAGGCUUCUGGUAUGGCUGCUGCGGUGCCUCAUGUUCCAAACUUUUCGACUGAACUGUUACAUAUGUGAAGAAGAACUCCUCCAUAUUCCAAUCCUAAGCCAAAUUGCCACUUGCCAGAAAAUGUGAAUAAUGAUUUCGCAGGGUUUUCUUUUGUUUCUUAGUAGCUAUUAGAGUAUAGUGAAAUGUUAAUAUGGUAGGCAGCGUUUUUGUACAGUUUAAUAAGUACCUAUGGCUCUUGUGUCUUGCUUUUUGGCAAUCAUCUUGUGAAUAGUAGCUAUUAGAGUAUAGUGAAUGUGGGGAAAUCUACCUAAUAAAAG
Messenger RNA from Papaver somniferum (opium poppy), 2326 nucleotides. Its product is annotated as protein BONZAI 3-like. Gene Ontology annotation, biological process: cellular response to calcium ion. The transcript has 16 exons. Gene Ontology annotation, cellular component: plasma membrane. The coding region runs from base 272 to 2077 and encodes 601 amino acids. The record is from RefSeq and is a predicted model, not a curated record. Gene Ontology annotation, molecular function: calcium-dependent phospholipid binding. NCBI's taxonomy places the organism in Eukaryota, Viridiplantae, Streptophyta, Magnoliopsida, Ranunculales, Papaveraceae.